Orycteropus afer afer is the source of this 306-nucleotide messenger RNA. NCBI's taxonomy places the organism in Eukaryota, Metazoa, Chordata, Mammalia, Tubulidentata, Orycteropodidae. The record is from RefSeq and is a predicted model, not a curated record.
AUGAUUUGGGAGCUGAGAGAAGUCCUAGAGGUCUGCAAUGCUGUGAGGACAUGUGGAAGGCGGGAAGCUAAAAUAUUGGAAAUUGAGCAGUGCUGGAUACAGCCUUCGCUAGAGUUUUGUGACAAAAAGUGCUCUAAAUACAAUUUCUGUGCAUAUUAUAACCACACAUGCUGCUGGACCUACUGUGGAAACAUCUGCUUGCACGAUGGGACCUCAGACUCUUCUGCUGGACCUUCUACAACCAACCAGCAAAUGGGGGAGGAAGAGGUAGUAUGGAGGUUUGUACAGAAGAUUUUGAAGGGCUAG